GAUGACCCCAGGACUGACCCUCCUUGGGGUAGGAGGAGAGAAUGGGAAGUUGUUUUUCACUUUUCCUUUCUGCACCUCCGAGAGAGGUGGUCUUUCCCUGAGAGGUUUGUCUCCUCUUCGCCUGAGCUCAGCACAUCUCAGUUCGGUACACUCUGAUUGCCGCUCCUUCAUAUUUUUUUCUAAGUCAUAUCCUCCGGGAAAAUACCAGACUAUCCUAAACCUACCCCAUUCCGAGGCCAGGAGAGGGCUUGAAGUAAGGAGGCGUGUCUUGGGAACCGCCUUUGCUUCCAAUCCUGGAAAGCUGUUUUGUGUUGCCUCUUAGGGAUGGAUACACGUUGAGGAGGUGGGGAAAACUAAGUGGGUUGUCAGGGUAAUCUGAACACGCUGUGUUCAGGCCGCAGGUUUUUAUUUGCUUUUCCUUUUCAUUAGCAGAAGAAACUCUUGAAUUCUGAGAAUAGCGACUCAGUAUCAUGGCCAGCCGCCUUGAUGAAAAUCCAGAAGAAAGUCGAAUCACUUACGUGAAAGGAGAUCUUUUCGAAUGUCCCAAAACAGACUCUCUCGCCCAUUGUAUCAGUGAGGAUUGCCGAAUGGGUGCUGGAAUAGCUGUUCUCUUCAAGAAGAAAUUUGGAGGAGUGCAGGAACUGUUAAGUCAGCAGAAGAAGUCUGGAGAAGUGGCUGUUCUGGAGAGAGACGGGCGAUAUGUAUAUUACUUGAUUACAAAGAAACGAGUUUCACACAAGCCAACGUAUGAGAACCUACAGAAGAGCUUAGAGGCCAUGAAGUCCCAUUGUUUGAAGAAUGGUGUCACUGACAUCUCCAUGCCCAGGAUUGGAUGUGGUCUGGAUCGACUGCAGUGGGAAAAUGUAUCUGCCAUUAUUGAAGAGGUGUUUGAGGCAACAGACAUCAAGAUUACCGUGUAUUCACUCUGAACAGAUGAAGAUGUUGGAUGAGGCCAUGGUCUUUUGUGUCAUCCCUACUGGGCUGUAGGAGGAAACAACUGUAGGACCUUAAAAUGGACAGAGGACUGUGUGUGUGAGAGAAACUGUGUCACAGAUCAGAUGAGGGUUUCUGUGUUCCAAGAGGAUAUGGAGGGCACUGCUCCCAAGCAGUGUCUGCUAUUUUGCUGGAGGGUGAGGUGUCACUGGGCUGGGCAACCAGAUGGGUAAACUGUUCUAGGGUCUAUUUUGCUCCUCUGCUACUGGGUUUGUUUGACUGGCCACUAGGUGGCAGCGUUGAUUCUAACCCUCUUUUAAAGAGGAAUUGUGGGAAGGGUAAGCUUUUGAGAUUCUUGCACAUUGUUUGUGUUUGUGCACUUGGUGUUAGUCUGAUGCCAUCAAAAAUUAUCACAGGAAAGGACUAUGCUUGUUUUGUUUUAGUUACAAAUGUCACCAAAGAGUUUGUGAUAA
Molecule: messenger RNA, 1406 nt
Organism: Acomys russatus (golden spiny mouse)
Lineage: Eukaryota; Metazoa; Chordata; Mammalia; Rodentia; Muridae
Gene: Oard1
Product: O-acyl-ADP-ribose deacylase 1
Exons: 5
Coding region: 471-929 (152 amino acids)
Biological process (GO): peptidyl-glutamate ADP-deribosylation
Source: RefSeq, a predicted model, not a curated record